AUGGCAAGAGGAGGAUUCUACGCUGUCCAGAAUGGACGUUCGAAUGGCGUUUUUAACACUUGGGAAGACUGUAAAUCUCAAGUGAGUGGAUAUUCUGGUGCCGUUUACAAGAAGUUCGAUACGCUGCCAGAAGCGGUGGCGUUUUCAAAUCGGGGCAGCAAUCGUUCAGAUAGUGGAGUCGAUAACAGCAGUAAUCUGAGAGGCAAUGGUUCACAAGAGACGGCGGAAGUCAUCCGAAGCCCACCAAGAGAUGAGAACCCAAUACCUCGGGACUAUGGAUUGGGUGCUCAUCAUCGCCGUAAUGCUCCAAAUCAUCUUUCUAGAAAUACCGAAAGUCGAAGCAGUGGUGGUAGCAGAGGCAAAAGCAGCAGAGGUGGAAUCAGCAAGGGUCAUAACAGCAGACCCAUUGCUCGAGGCUUAACUUUUUACGCGGUAAAGAGCUCAAACCCACAGGUUAAAGACGCAAUUUUCGAAAACUGGUCCGAAUGCAGGAGCUACGUUACGGCGAUCGGUGGGCUAUCCUUCAAGAAGUUUGGCAGCAGAAGUGAGGCCCUCGAUUUCAUUAACGGUGUCAGUUCAAAAGACUAUGACUACAUUGGAGUGGGUAAGGAUGAAUUCGCUAGACUUUACGCAAGAAAAGCUCAUUCAAAGGGAAAGCUACAACGUUGCAAUGUGUACUGCGACGGAUCGGCUCUGGGUAAUGGGAAGGAGUCUUCUCGUGCCGGUUAUGGAGUAUACUUUGAGAACCAUCCUGAUCAGAACAUUUCGGAGCCUUUGACAGAAGGUCUACCGACUAACAAUAGAGCAGAAAUUCAGGCAGUUUUCUCUGCCCUAGACAAAAUCUGGACAGAUUUGUCCCAAAAUGAAUCUCGAGUUCUUUUUCAAAUCAAAACGGACUCAGAAUACGUUUCAAAACUACUGAAUGACCGCUACAUGGGCUAUGACACUCAGAAAAUACAAACGUUGUCAAACAGCGAUUUGAUUAAGCCCUUGAUCAAAAAAUAUGCAAAAGUUAAAAAGUACUACGAGGUCAAUAAGGAGAGUUUUGGCGACGUCCCGUUCAAAAUUGAGUGGGUCAAGGGCCACGCUGGUGAGGCUGGGAACGAAAUCGCAGAUGAACUGGCCAGACAAGGAGCUAGCCGAGCAUAA
Lachancea meyersii CBS 8951 is the source of this 1149-nucleotide messenger RNA. Lineage: Eukaryota; Fungi; Ascomycota; Saccharomycetes; Saccharomycetales; Saccharomycetaceae. The record is from the annotation of a GenBank genome assembly.